UAAACAAUUGUAUGGCUGUAGAGUAAACUGUGGCUGUGCCUGUAUCUCGUACUGUUUUUCUCAGUUCUUUCACAGAAUAGUUUUUCCACAGAAUGGAAACUAUUCUGUGGUUUAUAUAACAUAAUAAACUGCGACCGAUAAUACUGUUUGUUUUGUCAAUAUUUUUCGUCUUGUUUACAUAAUAACGUUUUUUUCUGUUGUCGACAUCGCUGAAAUCGACUUUACUACUUCAGUCACUAGAUACCCUACUACCCUGGACGACACUAAGUACCUACUGAUACGCGAAACUGACGGAUUAUGUCGACAUAUUAAUAUUGACAUCUGUUACCGUCGGUCGUGGUUGAUUAAAAUGGCAGAAUACGCAGAGUACCGUCAAAAUAACAUGGAUAAUAUUUUAAAUUAUAACUACGGUGUCGAGUUAUUCCCUAGUUCCAGUCAUAGCCCAGUCAUCAAAAAAAAUACUCGAGAAGAAGCUUUGAUUAAAUUAAAAAAGUUGCUGAGGAUUAACGGAUUUGCGUUUCUGGCCGAAAAUAAUAAAGAAGCAUUUAUAAUGAUGUUCUUGUAUGCACGGAAAAUGAAUGAGAGUAAUGCAUUGAGUUUGAUUCAAAAUUAUUAUCAAUUUAGAAGGGAACAUGAUCUAUGGUUUCGUAGAUUGGAACCUUUUGAUCCAAAAAUUCAAAUGGCUAUUCAAGAUGGUUUCCCUUCUGUACUUUCAAAUCUGGAUAGACGAAGCCGUCGUGUUCUUUUUAUGGUUUGCUCCCAAUGGAAUACUGAACGUUAUUGUUUACUGACUAUAUACAGAGCAUUAUUAGUAUCUCUGGAACAUUUGAUCCAAGAUGUGAAUACUCAGUAUAACGGUUUUGUAUUUAUUGUUGAUUGGACCAAUUUUACUGCUCGCCAGACAAUGAACAUCAGUCCAAGAUUGUUACAUGUGAUGCUACAAGGAUUACAAGAUUGUUUUCCUGCAAAAAUUAAAGCUGUCCAUUUUAUCAACCAGCCAUGGUAUAUUGAUGGCCUAAUGUCUGUCGUUAAACCAUUUUUAAAAGAAAAAACAAAAAAUAAAAUAAUUUUGCAUGGUUUGAAUUUGAAUACCCUACAUGAAUACUUUCCAAAAGAUAUUCUGCCUUCAGAACUAGGUGGCGAACAACCUCCAUAUGAUUCAAGGAUUUGGUUAAAAAGUCUUUUAGGGUCUUCUUUGGGAGUUGAUUUAUAAUUUUAUUUAUAUCAUUGAAUUUAACGCACAUUAAUUUUUUUUAGCAAGGACAGGACUAAAUAUUUAUAAUUAUAAUAUAUAUUAUACUUAUUGUAUUAUAUUAUUAUAUUAUAUAAUUUAAUACAGAACAUUUUUGUUCUGUAACCACAAAUUAAUUAUUUAAGGUUUUUUAUUACUGCUGCACAUACAAUUUUAAAUUUCAUACUCCCUAAUUUAUUAUUAUUUAACAUAGGUGGAGGUCUUAUUGAAUUUCAACUAUGGAAAUAUUUAUUAGAUAUUAUUGCUAAGUGAAAAACUGAUUUUAAUACAUCACAAUAUUUAUUAGUGAUUAUAAUUUUGUACAGACAUUUUUAUUUUUUAUUAUAAUUACAUAUGGCUGAAACUGUGAUACAUUUUACGUCUAUCCAAAAGUAUUUAUCCCAAUAUAAGUAAAUAAUAUAGUUAUAUUAAUUAUAUAUGGGAUGUCAGUAUUAAUACAUUAGACAAAUGGACCAACGGUGCUCUAAAUUAGUUAUUGUUAAUGUUUUCAAUAAACAUUUUAUUUUAAUUUGGCAUGCAAUAUAUUUGUUAUAUGUAUAUUU
Messenger RNA from Acyrthosiphon pisum (pea aphid), 1794 nucleotides. Its product is annotated as clavesin-2. The record is from RefSeq and is a predicted model, not a curated record. Lineage: Eukaryota; Metazoa; Arthropoda; Insecta; Hemiptera; Aphididae. The transcript is spliced from 5 exons. Bases 350 to 1213 code for a protein of 287 amino acids. Gene Ontology annotation, molecular function: phosphatidylinositol bisphosphate binding. Gene Ontology annotation, cellular component: membrane.